Strongylus vulgaris is the source of this 546-nucleotide messenger RNA. The record is from the annotation of a GenBank genome assembly. NCBI's taxonomy places the organism in Eukaryota, Metazoa, Nematoda, Chromadorea, Rhabditida, Strongylidae.
AUGCGCAUCGAGCAGGACACUGACGAUGAUAAGGUGCACAUGAUCUCACUUUGUCCGAAGCAUCGUUCAGUCAAACAUUUCGAAACUGAUGAAGCCAACCGUGAUUUAAGCCAGGUAAUUGGAUCAGAUGAGGAAACGGAAGGACAAUGUAGCUCUGGACCAUUAGCAGAUCUGGAGCAAAUAUGCUACCAGUUUGUUGACUACAAGGAAAUCGCAACGAGGCUUUCACUCGAUCUUUUGUUUGUAUCGGAUGUAUACGAAUAUUGGAAGUGGAGGAGAUUAAACAACAAUGGUAGGCCUCUUAUUGACAAUCUGCAGGACGAGAUAACGAUAGAUGAGCCAGGUCAAAUACAGCUAGAACUGCCUGAUUACAAUGAAAUCAGCAAUAUCGACACGCAAGAACACGCCAAGAGGGGACGUGGGCGUCCCAGAAAAAUUAGCGUUGAAGACGAUGUUGACGUGACGCCGUCCUCAAGCUCAUAUGGCGCUAAAAAGAUGACAAAGACUGUCCGAUCGUGGGUCAGGCUGUGCAACUCUCUUCACAAG